UAAAAUGAAAUAUUUAAUUAACAUUGUCACGUGGAAUACCGUCUAAUUCCAUUGAUCAUAUUUUCGCACUCUUUACCCUUCUAGCUGUAUGGGAAGGUUGCCAAGGUUACUGGUAUCAACUCAAGCGGGAAUGCAGAGGUCACUUACCCUGAGAGAAAAGAACAACCUUUCAUCUUCAAUCCAGAUGUACUGAACAAGGUUCCUAGGCUAGGUAAGGGAGACCGUGUGCAGAUCAGUAAAGACUUGACGUUUGUGAGGAAUGUUCAAGAAAGCAGUCGAAAUGGAUGGUCGGAUGGCAUGGAAAAGUGUCUAGGUAUGGAAGGGACAGUGAUAAACGUUGAUUCACAGUACGACAGCCGGGUGCGAUUGAUUGGUUUGGAGAAAAUGUGGUCAUGGCAUCCCUGCUCUUUGAUCCUCGUCAAGAAGAACUCAUCAGAUGAUGACGAGCAGAGUGCUGAAUCUACAGACCUCAAGCUAGAUGGAAGUGGACAAACUGAAAUGCUCGAGGCCUUGCUAUCACUACUCGGGACAGAUUCAGGCAAAGGAGAUGGAAGUGGACAAACUGAAAUGCUCGAGGCCUUGCUAUCACUACUCGGGACAGAUUCAGGCGAAGGAGAUGGAAGUGGACCAACUGGACUCGCCAAAUCAUUGCUAUCACUACUCAAGACAGAAGCUGGCAACUCAUCCGAUAGUGAUUCAGGCGAAGGAGGUGAAGAAUCGCAACUGAUCAAGGCCGCUAAGAGAGGCAAUGUUGAACGUGUCGUGGAGAUUUUAUCAAUAUCACCAGAAAAGGCAAAUGCAAAAAUUGGAGGGAAGACAGCCCUACACGGAGCAGCUGUCCAGGGUCAUCUUGAAGUAGUCCAGGCACUUCUUGAGUCAGGGGCUGAGAUAGAAAUCACGGAUGAUGAUGGGGACACUCCUCUUCAUUACUCUAUCGGAGGUGAUGAACCAGCUAUCACAAAGUAUUUGAUUGGUAAAGGAGCAGAUAUAAACAGAGGUAAUGAUAAAGGACGGAGAGCGAUCCAUCAAGCAGCUUACAAAGGGUUUGUUGACUGUGCAAGGGUCUUGAUUAAUCAUGGAUGUGACGUUAAUGUACAGGAUACAGAGGGAGAUACUCCCCUCCAUUAUGCUAUAACGAAGAGCAAGGUAGAUAUCGUUGAACUAUUGGUAAAAGUUCCAGACCUCGAUGUGACUCUGGCUGACAAGAGACAGUAUACAGCUCUACAGUAUGCAGCUUUAAUGGACAAACCAGAAUAA
Messenger RNA from Strongylocentrotus purpuratus (purple sea urchin), 1257 nucleotides. Its product is annotated as E3 ubiquitin-protein ligase MIB1-like. The record is from RefSeq and is a predicted model, not a curated record. Bases 298 to 1257 code for a protein of 319 amino acids. The transcript has 9 exons. Lineage: Eukaryota; Metazoa; Echinodermata; Echinoidea; Camarodonta; Strongylocentrotidae. Gene Ontology annotation, molecular function: ubiquitin-protein transferase activity; protein binding. Gene Ontology annotation, biological process: protein ubiquitination. Gene Ontology annotation, cellular component: cytoplasm.